Molecule: messenger RNA, 5415 nt
Organism: Oncorhynchus gorbuscha (pink salmon)
Lineage: Eukaryota; Metazoa; Chordata; Actinopteri; Salmoniformes; Salmonidae
Gene: swt1
Product: SWT1 RNA endoribonuclease homolog
Exons: 15
Coding region: 307-3453 (1048 amino acids)
Cellular component (GO): nucleus
Source: RefSeq, a predicted model, not a curated record
UGUAGGGCUUUAGCAAACCGUCUUAUUAUCUAAUUUAAAUGCAUUUGUCAAUGAAAAUUUAUCACAUUUUGAUAAAACCUGUGUUGUGCACACAUUCAGUAAGUUCAUUAUGAGUGUCGUUGGUAAACCACACGUGAUGAAGUUGAUUUGGAACAAUUGCUAGCUCGCUAACCUAGAUAGGCUCUCCUAACGUUAGUAACUGGAACUCUGCUGUAACUGACAGUUCAUUCUAAGAUAGCUGACUUAGUUAUAUACAUUGAAGUGAAUAUUCAAUAGCCUUGAUUUUACUGGGGAUUUUCUACCAAGAUGUCAAAGAAGUCCAAGAAGAAGAAGAAGCAGAAGAAGGAGAAGGAGACAAAUAAGUUAUCUUUUUCCUCCAGUGAGCAUUCGUCACAGAAGGAAAAGGGCACCAAGAAACGCAGUCGUGCAGAGGGGAAGCACCAUGGCAGCAGUUCUGCAGAGGAGAAACGGGGGAGAGAGAAAAGAGUUAGCCACUCCACCCCAGGGAACAGUGCAGCAGGGAGCAGUCAUGAGAAAGACCGGGAGUUCAAAAAAGCUCUCUACAGACUGGAGAAAACAACGUCGCAGGGUGCAGCCGAGGGAAAAAACGCCUGUCCUCUUGGAACCCCUCCUCAGGACAGCACUGUGAGGAAGAGUUGCCCCAGCCAGGAUGGGUCGGCUACCACCGCGGUCAAGACCGCAGACAGGGUGUCUUCCAAACCAGUCAGCAGUCUGAGCGCGAAUAAGACCCAGUCCCAAAAUGUGGAGAAGAUCCUUACGUUCCAGGGAAGCUCCAGUAAGCCAUCUGACAAGAGCCCCUCCAAAACAGCCUCGAGCAGACUGACGACCAGUCCCAGGUCCCUCAUGGCCCAGCUGAAGGAGCAGAGGAAGACGCUGGUGAAAAGGAGAUCCAGACCUGAGGAGAAGCCUGGCAUUGGGAAGGACCACACCUCCCAAGGUAGGAGCUACCAGGACCCCCAACUGUCCCUGUCACUGGCUGAAGAGAUGAGGGAGAAGAGGAGGAAGCUAGUGAAGAGGAGAUCUGAAGAAGAAAAGGAGGAUGUUUUAAAGGCUAAACGGGACAAGAGUGGAGCAAAAUCCUAUAGUCUUCCCUCUAACACCACGACCACAAAGCAGUCCUCCACCUCUACUAAAAAUGCUACUUUUGAGAAAAUCUCAAACACAGCAAGACAUAGGCCUACCACCCAAAAGCAGAGGAACGUCUCUGAUCUGUCCAAAACAUCAGCAACAUCUAAGUCCACGUGUGCCGAGGUACAGAUGCCGCUACCCAAACCUCAGCUGCCUCUCAAUUUUAAGAUCCCAAAGAAGUCCAAACUUGUGCCACUGCCAGUUAAUAGAGCCAUCUGGGGGGGUGACCAGGAGGAUGAUAACGACAAUAAGCCCAUCAGUGCUAGAGUGAAGGUGGUGUCUCCUGCUUCUAGGCUUUCUCACCAGACAGGAAGUGCGUCCAAACUUUGGACACCAAGGAGUGUGUCCAAAUCUCUGAAGUCCAAAGACUGUGUGUCUGCUGCUGUGAACACAAACAAGCAGCACAAAUGUGAAACGGUUCCAGAAUCUUCCAAAGGUUCUAAAGAAUUACGGCCCAGGUCAGCUCAGGGAAUUACGGCCCAGGUGCCAUCACCACCCUGUAACAGAACAAUUUCCCCUGAAGAUUAUAUAGAAGUCUAUGAUAAUGACCAAGAGAUGCAGCUGGUGGAGGAGCUCCAUCUGGCCCGCAGUGAGAAGAGGCUGGAGCUGAAUGUGGUGGAGAUCUAUGGAGAACUCACCAGCAUGGACAUCGACCCAUCAGAGGAGGGCAUCACAUUCACACUCAGUAAAGAGGAGGAUCUUCAGCAGGAUCUGAUCAUUGUCCUGGACACCAACAUCCUUCUCAGUCACCUAGACUUUGUCAAGAAGAUGAGGUCACACGGCCUUGGAGCUCUAGGUCUCCCCACAGUGCUCGUACCCUGGGUGGUACUACAGGAGCUAGACUCUCUGAAGAACAGGAAGAGGCUGUCCAGCUCUGUAGCCCACCUGGCCACACCUGCUGUUCAUUACAUCUACACCUGCCUGAAGAGCCAGGAGCCUCGACUCUGGGGCCAGUCCAUGCAGCAGGCCUCUCAGAGCAGCCAGGGACUCAAUGCUGAGAAUAAUGACGACAGAGUGCUGCAGUGCUGCCUGCAAUACCAGAGUCUUUACCCAGGGGGUGCUCUCAUCCUUUGCACUAAUGAUAAGAACCUGUGUAGUAAGGCCUUGCUGAGUGGGGUGAAGGCCUUCGGUAAGGCUGACCUGUUGGAGGAGGUAGACAGGCUCAAAACGCCUGGUGUCCACAACCUGACCCCUGUCAGCACACAGACACAAACCCUCACCUGCACCCCGAGCCAGACCCGUGACCACCAGAAACCCAGCCCCUUCCCAGGCCGGCAGCAGAAUGAACAGAGCAGGAGUGAUGGAGGGAAAAGGAGAGAAAUGGAAGAGAAGAGAAAUAAGGCUGCAGAAGAGGCCCGGGAGCUGAGCAGCUGCGUGUCAGUACUGGAGGACUGUCUGAAAGAGGCGCUGUCUCAGGUGCUGGAGAUUGAGAUGAAGGCAGCCUAUGAAGAACUGUGGACAGAGAUCGUAUAUCUGAAACCGCCCUGGACUCUUGAAGACCUUCUGCAGUGUUUCAAGAAACACUGGAUCUCUGUUUUUGGCAACAUCGUCCCUCGAAAUCUGCAGCAAUCCCUGGAAAACCUUCACAACUACUUCUUCUCAGGUAAAUCAGUAGAACGUAGCACUACAGUGCUGGCUCUGUAUGAGGCUAGAGAGCUGCUGCAGGCCUUCGGCUGCAGGUCAGACUACGAUGGGCGUGUCCAACCAGCCCUCGCCUCCCUGAACACCCUGCUGCAGAGAAUACUCCCUCAGCCAGAGAAAGUCUCAGAGGAGACCCACACCAGUGACGGUGACACCCUCAUGGCGGAGGAGGAGGAGGAGGAGGAGGAGGAGAAACAGACCACGCCUGCUCGGGUGUCACACCAGGAAGUGUGGGUGAUGUUUGAGAACAUCUGGAACAAUGUGUGUGGGAUCAGCUCUGCUGUUUUCGCGGCUCUCCGCUUUGACCCGGGCGCCAUAGAAACCAACCAGCCAGUAGAGGGUCCUCCCCUUCCCCAGGACGCCAUCUCCUGUCUGCACAGACUAUCUACUGCUGUCAGACAACUGCUACAUGCCUUUACCAGGGUUCUGUCAACAGACAGCUGUCUAGAAGAUGCCCAGGCUCUCCUUUCCUUCAUCCAUUCCAGUGAGAUUGCUGCCAUGGAGCCCAGGUUCACUGCCAAAGACCUGUUGGACUGUCUCUCACAGCACGAGUACAGGGAGAAGCUGUGUGUGGGGGGGACCCAGUUGGCAGAGCUGAACAUCAGUCUAGAGCGCUGCGCUGAGGCCACGUCCCGGCAGGUCACACCAAGCACCUGGCCCUGAUUGGACCACAACCAGGAAGUUUGGACUAAAACAUCCUACCAGAGGCCUCAAAUUGCAUCAUAUCACAACUCAGCAACUUUACUUGAAGCCACUGUUUUCAUAUGGAGCUGACCUAUUUCAUUCAGCACCUUUUCUGACUUAAUUUAGUUUCUUGUGUGUGGAUGUUGGUGUAGAACAGUGGUCAGUGGAUAAAGCCUUGUGUUCCUAUUUUCUUUAUUUAUGGGCUGCUUCCCAAAUGCCCAAUAGGGCUCUGGUCUAAAGUAGUGCACUAUAUAGGGAAAAGGGCUCUGGUCUAAAGUAGUGUACUAUAUAGGGAAAAGGGCUCUGGUCUAAAGUAGUGUACUAUAUAGGGAAUAGGGUGCCAUUUUACAUUUACAUUUAAGUCAUUUAGCAGACGCUCUUAUCCAGAGCGACUUGCUGUUUCUGAUGCUUCCUACAGUAGCCAUUUUGGGCCUCCAUCUCUUCACCAUCUCUACACAACAGUGUGUUAGUGGGGAUAUGGAUCUUCCAAAUAUGUUGUUAUCCUCACACAGACCAGGUUUCCAUCCAACCAUUUAAUGCGGAUGAAUGACCUGAUUUCUGAAAAAGUCAUUACCGGUCUGAUGGAAACAUCAUCCCGACAGAGAAUUUGUUCGUUCGACAUGGUGGGAUGUUUUUGUGUCUGUAAAAUUAAUUAUAAGAGAAAUUUGGGUAGAAAUGCCUUUAUGCGCAAAUAUUGAUAUAACAACCAUCAUAUGGAAGUAAGCUUGGAGUCACGCGAUAAUAUGAUGUGUGAUGCUCCCACUAGGACUCAGGAAACCAUGCAGUUUAUUAGGCUACAGAAUAAACAAGUUAUGAUGAACUUCACAGGGUUGUGAAAGUGCCCGUGAUGAGCUUGAUGCUUCUUUCCAAUACUCUGGUGACAUGAUGAUCAAUGUGGCUCCAUAAUAAUCUCAUCAUGCAAGUAGCCUUCCAGCAGCACUGUGUCUGAGAGCAGUUGGCUAGAGAGCACGUGUCAAGACCAGAGUGGGCACAUUUGCUAUAGAACGCAACAGUUUUUGUGACAAAACCAUCAGUAGAGUUGAAAAUGUGAUGGAACCCUAUUGAACUUGUAUUUUUCAUUCGCUACAUGGGACUUUAACCACAAACCUUAUUCUUAUGUGCGCAAUGUCAUCACCCACAGACUGAUGGAAACGUCUCGGCUGGGAAAAUGCCUAUAUUAUUUUAUGCAGAUUGAUGAAUAUUCACAUGAAAAUCUGUCACAAAUUGGAUGGAAACCUCGCUACUGGAUUGGAAUGUUUACACAUACAGAAUGGCAGUUUUUCUGAUGUGUUUAAACUCUCAGUCAUCAUGCUACUCUCACUGUUACUAUGACCUAUGACCUUAAAUUGUAGUGUGGGUUUCCACUUUCAGCUUGCUGUGCUGUUUUUAACGAGGACCUACACGAUAAACCCACAUUCUAUACAAAAAGACAUGACUGCUCACAUCCAUGAUUGAGCCAACAACAUCUCCAUAUUCCUCAGCAUUCAGUAUUUUUUUCAUUUUCUUUAUUUACCUUUGUUUAACUAGGCAAGUCAGUUAAGAUCAAGUUCUUGGGCCUCCCCAGUGGCGCAGGGGUCUAAAGCACCACAUCACAGCGCUAGCUGUGCCACUAGAGAUUCUGGGUUCGAGUCCAGGCUCUGUCGCAGCCGACCGGGAGACACAUGGGGCGACCAUGACAUCAUCUUAAUAUUCCUUUUGCACCAUAAGUGGUACGCCAGGUGAUGUAAUGAAUGGUGAUUUGGCUGUCAAUGCUCUCCCAGGCUGUGACUUACACAGGGAGUCAGACGGUUCAACGUGACAUGAACUAUGCUGUCUGUUAUGGCAUCAUGGCUUUGCCGUAGGCUUAUGAUAUGACCGUCUCAGGCCUGUUGAUAUUUAUCUUGGAUGUGUUCAUUUGUAAAGAUGUAAAUAGUUAAAUUAAAGCACCUAUUUUUGUUUGAA